AUGAUUAUAUCACUAACGGCACGAAGAAUUUCCGGCAAUGUUCUGACCGGCGUGUCCAAGAGCAAGCGACUAGGAUCAAUUAGUCGAUGGUUCAGUGGAACGGCUCGUCUCGAAAGAGCAUCUCCUGCUUAUGAUAGCCAACCGAUACGAUUGCUGCUGCUCGGUAGUCCCGGUGCCGGCAAAGGAACUCAAUCAGCCAGAAUUCAAAAGAACUUUAACCUGGCCGCUAUAUCCAGUGGUAAUCUAUUACGUCAGAAUAUAGCAAGAGGGACUGAUGUUGGCAAGAUGGCAGCUGCUCAGAUGGAACGUGGGGCGUUUGUCUCUGACGAUGUAAUGAUCGAAUUAAUCAAUAACGAGCUUGUCACUCUCGAACAACAGAGUUGGCUCUUGGACGGUUUCCCACGAACAAUAAAUCAAGCAACUUCCUUGGAUAAAACUUUAGCGAGUACAGGUCAACCUCUCAACUUGGUCAUCAAUUUACACGUACCUGAAGAAGUUAUUUUGCAAAGAAUAAUGGAUCGUUGGGUGCAUGUUCCAUCCGGCCGCGUGUAUAAUCUUAGUUACAAUCCACCUAAGAGACACGGUUAUGAUGAUAUCACUGGUGAGAGAUUGACUAAACGACCUGAUGACAAUCCUGAAAUCUUCAAAGUUCGCUUACAAAAACAUAUGUCGCUGACGGAACCCCUCCUCGAAUACUACGCCAAACGCAAUAUAUUGGUCACGUGUGCUGGACGCACUAGUGAUGAAAUAUAUCCACAGAUAGAGGCUGAACUCAUCUGUCGAUUUGGCCUGGGUAACGUGCGUCGCGUUGGAGAGGUCGUUGAGGAGGAUGAGAAGCGUGCAAUAAGUGAGCGAGUCGUUUAA
Paraglomus occultum is the source of this 864-nucleotide messenger RNA. Lineage: Eukaryota; Fungi; Glomeromycota; Glomeromycetes; Paraglomerales; Paraglomeraceae. The record is from the annotation of a GenBank genome assembly.